AUGAUAUCAGCCCCCAAGCUCUGGGACCGCCUCGUGCGUCCGACGAACGAGCUGGGAGAUACCCCUGUCCCGAGCACUACAAUUCCCGAGCGCCUCUUAGCGUCAGCGGAUGAACAGACUAUGGAGAAUGGCGUGUACAAUUUGAAGCAACUGAGAGGCCUAACAAGCUCAACAGAUGUCGAUGCCCUGGUGGAGGGUUAUGCACGCUGGGUGAUGCAUGCGACCGGUCAGACACAGGUUGCCUUCUGGGUCAUUGCACAGGCGGAGGACUGCAAGUCUGAACACAUCCUGGUCAUCGCACAAUGCAUGGACAACAGCCCUGCACUCACGUGGGAGGCCUUUGGGGUUUGCCUUUCAGUCGUCAACGCAAAGCUGAAGAGGGUCGAGUUUGGGCUGUGUCUCGUGCUGGAAGGAAAGAUGCCAGCUGGGUCGGAAGAUAAUAUCCAGCUCAAGUUAUGUGUCGAUAUCGCAUCCUCCGAAGCCAGGCUCAUAUAUAAACCACGAUCGGUCCAAGGCAAAGGUCUUCUGGCAUUGGUGCAACAGCUGAAGCCAUAUCUGCCGUGCAACGACAAUCAAGAAAAUGCUUCUCAAUUCUGGCAUAAGCAUCUCGAGGGUUUCGUCGGAGUAUGCGAAAGACAGUUCCCAACACUCUCUUGCGUGCGCAUGGUUCUUGAGCCGGACUACCCACCAACCGUGUCACGAACCCUCACGCUAGAGGCGUCCAGGGAACGACUUGAGCAAUUUACUGCUCAGUCCAGCUUAAGGUCAAUCGACACGAUUUCUCAAGGCGCAUUUGCGACAAUCCUCUGCGAAUACCUUGAGCUUGAUAGAGUGAUGCUCGGAGACGUCACCUCAUCCACCGCCGACUCGACUAUUCUGACUUCAGCUUCCAUCCUACCUGUCCCAAUUGUCAUCGGUCCUCAAAUGACAGCGAAAGAGUUAUUGCAUCGCGUCGAUGAGUUCACGUCGAGUGUGGUUGCACCGAAAGAAGUGUCACUGGGGUUGACACGACAGAUACUGCAAUGUCCUCCUUCACAGGCCCUUUUCAACGCACAUUUCAUUGGGAGUCCUCAGACCGGGCCAACAGAGAUACAUUCCGCGCAGUCUAACAUCAAUAGCUCACCGAUAACAUUGAGAGUCCAAUCUUCCGAGGAAUGCAAUAUGUCAUGCACGCUCUCGGUCCGAGGUGACUUGAUGGACACUGAUCAUUUAGACCUCGUCCUACAGCAGAUUGAUGCUUUAAUCACUGCAAUGAUCAGCAAUCCCACGGAGCAGAUCCAUAACCUCACUCAAGCCUUCCCAGAGCAUCUCCUCUCCAGGCACGCACCUGUGGUCAGCGAGCAAGUGAAGCAAGCACCCAGUCUAUCUCCUUUUUACUGGGUAGACCACUGGGCGAACUCGAAUCCAACUUGGUCAGCCGUUGAAGUCAUAGAAUCGGUCAGUGAGGGCGUAAUCCAGUCUCAAACAUGGAGUUAUGGUGAGCUGGCACAGACUUCUGAUCGAGUUGCUACGUGGCUCGCCCGCCGAGGCUGGCGCAACUCCAUGAUCGGCGUGUGCCUCGGUCGUUCCUUUCUCGCUUAUGCAAUAGUCUUGGCGAUAUGGAAGACUGGAAACUGCUACAUUCCCAUUGCGGAAGAUCUCCCCGAAGCACGACGAGUUCUCUUGCUCAGUGAUAGCGGUGCUACGGCUUUGUUCUCUGACAAGGAGGUGCUGGGAGACGUAGUUCCCCCCGAUGGAUGCGAGGUUAUUGAUGUUAACAAUCCUGAGUUCUAUGAGCAGUUUACCAGUGCUGGGGGACCGGCCGUGGUUGAUGCAGACCCGUCUGACAAUUGCUAUCUUCUCUACACUUCCGGGUCCACGGGGCUGCCGAAGGGCGUGUUAGUGACUCGUGGCAAUCUGUCCGCCUUCACAGAAGCGCAGUCCGAAUACAUUUGUCGGGAUGUGCCAGAUACCCUGAAGCUAGGAGGCGCGGGCAGCUACUUGGCGCAUGCCAGUCGGGCCUUCGAUGUCCAUAUCUGUGAGAUGGUUCUGGGCUGGCGCCACGGGCUUCGUCUCGUGACAGCCCCACGCACCAUGCUGCUCGAUAACCUCCGCCUGGUACUCACUCAAUGUCGUAUAUCUCACGCGGGAUUUGUGCCUUCACUCCUCGAGCACACGGGUCUCAGUGCUGAGCAGUUGCCCGAUCUCCGAUAUCUCGGGGUAGGGGGUGAGAAGAUUUCCGAGACAAUUAUCGAACGCUUUGUCGGAAAGCCAUCAAUCGCCCUGGUCAAUGCAUACGGACCAACCGAGGUCACGAUUGGGCUGACAAGCCACACGGUGACCGCUUCCUCGACGGUCAGAAACAUUGGCUCCGCUGUGGGGAGCAUCACUCUCCAUGUUCUUGAGCCGGAGACCAAUAACUAUGUGAAACGAGGCCAGACAGGAGAGCUCUGCGUGACUGGAGAUCUGGUAGCCAAAGGGUAUCACGGGAGGCCGGAUGCCAGAGGAUUCACCGACUUCUACGGGCAACGCAUGUACCGGACGGGAGACAUCGUGCGUCUAAUGGCAAACAACUGUGUUGAAUAUCUCGGUCGACGAGACAGUCAAGCAAAGGUCCGCGGUCAGCGUCUGGAGCUGGAAGAGGUAUCCAUCGCGGUUCGUCGAUGUGCGGAGCGUCCAGUGAACGUCACUUCGAUAGUGACACCAUCGCCAAUCACGAAGCGGCCCCAGUUGGUCACCUUCAUUAGUCCUGCCAGCCAUCGUCCUGAAAAUGCCACAGCACAGCCAGUAUUUGCGCGGGGGGAGUAUCAGAAAUGGGUCCCUCAGGUCUUAGAGCGCUGCCGUCAACAACUCCCAGCUUACAUGGUCCCUAGUGUUCUGCUGCCUGUCACUUUUAUACCUAUACAGAUAUCGGGCAAAGCAGACAAUCGUCGUCUAAUAGCUCUAUACGAGAGUAUCCCUCCUUCCGACCUACUGCAUGGAGCCGAGAGUCCUUCUGCCGCAGAGCGAGAACGAAGUCCGGAAACAGAAAAUGCACCCUUGACAAUUGAAGAGCAGCACAUUGCCGAUCUUGUUUGUUCCCUAACGUCCGCCGAGAGCCAUGCCGUUGCGAAGACAACUAGCAUCUUCCAAUUGGGACUCGAUAGCCUCAGUUCCUUGAACUUAGCAGCUCGGAUGCGUGACGCUGGCUUUGUCUGCUCCGCGUCGGACAUCAUGCGCAGUGCUACAGUGGAGCAAUUGGCACUAUUGCCUAGGUGUGAUGACAAUGCAGGCCGAAGCGCGCAGUCUGAGCGGCAGACCAUCGAAUCCACGCAGCAGCUGGUUGCCCUUGAUCGUGCUGCUCGCGCCUCCCCGAAGCUCAUUCCAAACUCUUCAAUUGCCAUUAUAAGGCCGUGCCUGCCGCUCCAGGAAAGCCUUGUCUCCAGCUCGGUUGACAGCGAGACUUCACUGUACGUCAGCCAUAUGCUAUUUCGGGUGCGGCCUACCACGUCAUUGAAGGCACUCAGACUGGCAUUUGAGGACUUGAUACUGGAAAACGAAAUCUUCCGCACCUGUUUCCACAUCAUGGAUGACCGCGUGGUGCAAGUGGUCUUGAAGCCUCGAGUGGUGAAGGUAGCUUGGGAUGAGAUUGAGGUUGCGGAUGAGGCAGCCGCUCGGGAGCAUUUCAAGAAAUGCCAGUCACAAGUUGCAUCUAAUAUUGUUCGUGGCAUUGAGAGACAACCCCCUAUGCAAAUGACUGCUGCGUACUCCACGGAAAACCACGAUUCCGGAUGGCUGAUGCUGUCCAUCCACCAUUCCAUCUUCGAUGGUGCCAGUAUGGGAAUUCUUCUCGACCGACUUUACCAGCACUAUUCAGGGCAAAUGUCCAUGGGUCCUGGCGAUCUUAGUCCCCUAUACCGCCACUUUGUCAGCUUAUCGGAGGAGGAUGCUGACCAAUACUGGUCUCGAUAUCUCACAGAUUGCCGUCCUGGAGUCAUCGUGAUUGAUGACCCGAGCGAUACGACAUACAGCAUCACGACGGGGAAAUUACCGCUGAAGCUGUCUGAGCUCUCCAGUCUUGCUUCUCGCACACCGACCACUGCCCCGCUGUUAAUGGAAACAAUCUGGGCUAUUGCCCUGGCAAAGCUUCUGGGUCAAGGUGAUGUGAUAUUUGGCCGGGUCAUGAACGGUAGAGCGAUACCGGUAGAUUCAGUCGAAACCAUGUUGGUUCCCCUCGUGACCACAGUCCCUGCACGGUUCCGGCUGCCCCCUGGUGCGUCAAGUCUGGUCAGUCUGAUCAAGGAGCACACUAGAGCUAGUUUGGACUCCUUGCCUUACCAACACACUUCGCUUCGUGCUAUCCAGCGAUAUUGCAACGCCCCAGGCCCUUUAUUCAACACGAUGUUCUCUUAUCUUGCCAUACGCCCUUCAUCAGCCGAUGUCUUACUGCAGGAGAUGGAUAGUGUCAUGGUGGUAGACUUCCCACUGGCACUAGAGGUUAGAGCAGACACGGCGACAGAUACCGUCACACUCCGGCUGAGGACUGCCAAUGAUCCUUCUUUGACUCAGCACGCUACUUCCAUGAUCAGCACAAUACUCAUCCUGUUGCAAAGCCUGGAGGCUGCAGGAGACGCAGUCGUGGAUGAGCCUGCUCUGGUUAUGGUACACAAGCAAAAGCAGACAGCGGCGUGGGACGAGAGUCAAUGGACGGAGGGUGAAACCAAAAUUAGACAGAUCAUUUCUGAGAUUACUGAUCUACCUGAAGACGAGAUCUCCAAGAAUUCCUCAUUCUUUGCGCUCGGCAUCGACUCGGUAAUCUCUAUCCGGCUCGCCCGUUGCUUCCAUGAACAUCAGAUGAAAGUGUCAUCAAGCGAUAUUUUGAGAUAUCCGUCUGUCGGGAUGCUGUAUAAUCAUUUGCUGAACGCUGCUAUUCUACCUUCCGUACGCCAAAGUGAACAGGCUGAAGUGGCCCCGAACGCAGAAAUCGAUUUAUUCCAAGAAGACGACUCAAUUGUUGAGACAUAUCGCUGCACGCCACUGCAGACAGCCAUGAUAGCGCAAUGUUUGAGCUCCCAAGGGAAGGAUUAUGUGCACCACCACAUCGUCACUUUGGACGACUCCGUCGACCUUGAUCGUCUGAACAUUGCGUGGAAGCAGCUUGCAGAGCAGGCUGAUAUUCUGCGGACUUCAUUCCACCGGCACGAGGCAAGUCAUGGUUUCUUAGCUGCGGUUCAUAAACAGCCAUCCCUACGGUGGUCCUAUCAUACUCAAGAAUUGUUGUCGAGGGCCAUUCACCGAAUUUCGGAAGAGACAGGCUAUCCUGAGAUAAAGAGCUUCCAAAGAUCACCAUGGAAAGUGACUAUUCUCCAACACGGCCCGCAGCGGCUUAUGGUUGUGACUAUGCAUCACUGUCUUUAUGACGGCUUCUCCCUUCCACUCUUAUUUAGCUCCUUGGAGAGGAUCUAUCGAGGACAGGAUGCGAUGAUCGAGCCAUUUGCGCCGGCUGCUCGUACGGUCGCAUACCUUCAGAAACAAUCCACGCAAUUCUGGACCAACGCCGUGGCAGGGUAUCGAUACUCUGGCAUUCCAGUUUCACCAGACUCUCUCACAGAAUCUCAACCGCAAUGGGCAGAGGUGAAGGUGCAGGUUUCAGUCACAGAAUUGCUACAUCGAUGCGGUUCUCUCGAAGUGACACUGCAGACUGUCGCCCUUCUUGCGUGCGGAAGGUCACUGGCAGUUCUGUUAGGCCAACGCGACGUGGUAUUUGGCCACGUUGUUUCUGGACGGGGACUAGAUGGCGGUACCACCGGCUCAAUCAUGGGCCCUCUUAUCAACACAGUGCCCUUUCGUCUGACAUUGGACUCCAUUCUGCAGAGUACUCGCUCGACCUUGCGGGCUAUCCAACACUUCUGUGCGGAUGCUCUACAGCAUCAGCGUGUAUCGCUGGCUCAAGUCCAGAAGAACUGGCGUUCAACGAGCCAAAGCCCCAGUCCGUCACUGUUCGACGCCCUCUUCACAUUCAAUAAGUCGGAAAGUCCGGAUCCUACCUCGCUAUUCCAGCCGUACGUGUUGGGCCGCGAGCUGGUCUCUCCUCACUAUAAAUUGAAUGUUGAAUUUGAGCAAGCUCCGGAAUCUCUGUUCAUUCGGGUGUCUUGUCGCGAUGUUUUCGGGGGAAAGGUGGGGCUCGAGGCCUGGCUCGAAACGCUUGCUCAAGGACUGGUCAAGAUAGUUAAUUGCCCCGAUGCGCCCGUGGUGCGCUUUCCGACUGGGCUUAGUGCUUUGCCCCUUGCUGCUCCUUUCCAACACGAUGUGGAUGAUGGAACUGGCGAUACCCCGGCAACGGCGCAGCAAGUGAUGAUCGUCAGCGGGAUUCUUGCAACAGUUACAGAGAUCCCUGUUGACCAGAUUCAUAGCGAUAGCAGCAUUUUCACACUUGGGGUGGACUCGAUUCUAGCAAUCGACAUCAGUGUCAGAUGCAGAAAAGCUAAAUUGAGACUAUCUGCGAGCGAUGUUCUGCGAGGAAAGACAGUCCGAGGGAUCGCGAGAAUUGCUGCGAAGCAUCAGACCACCUUAUCGGACACGGGAGCUGAGGCUGUUUAUGAUACCAUGAUAACUCGCGAGUCAAGAGAAAAAGCCUUGGCUAUGUUGUCUCUGACCGAAGAUGACGUUGAGGCUAUUCUACCUUGUCUCAGUGGUCAGCUCUUCUACAUAUCUCGCUGGCUUCAGAGUGGCAGACGACUUUGGGAGUUCACGUUCGCGUUCCGCAGCAGCGUUCGGAUCGAUGAGAACCGGAUUCAGGAUGCCUGGCACGCGCUUCAGGAGAGACAUAGUAUUCUUCGCACAUCUUUUGCCGCCGUGUCUUCCACUGAGGUCGUGCAGGUUUUGCUUGGAUCUCUUAGGGCUGACAAAGCUCACGUGGAGAGGAGGCUGUGUAAUGAGACUUCUCAGGAUUGUGUUCACCAUUUGAUCCAAGAAAAUGCAGCUUCUCCAUCGAGUAUGUUUAAACCACCAGCCAGGCUGCGUCUUGUGCCUUCGCCUGAAUCUGAUACCCUCCUUCUCACUCUUCAUCAUGCCUUGUACGACGCCUGGACAAUCCCUAUCCUGCUGAGAGAUCUGGAAGCACUGUACCUCGGUACAUCCCUGCCGGCUCCGGUGGACUUCUCCUUAUUUGUCCGUCAAGCCCAGCGCAAGCCCGAUUCAUCCUGGGAGCGAAGACUCGCCAUGGGACAGCCCACAAUUCUCGGGUCGAAUCCUUAUGACCAGCAGGAUUUCCGGGAUGUCAAGUCAUCCGAGUUCUUGUACCCGCAAAAGCUGAGCAAGGUAGAAAAUCUGUGUCAUCAGAAAGGGAUCUCGAUGCCCUCCCUCAUUUUGCUUGCUGUCGGGCGCAGCUUAGCGCGCGUCACAACGGUCGACCACCCGACAUUUGGCCUCUUCCAGGCAGGGCGAUCCAACGACUUCCCUGAUAUCCACCGGCUCGCCGGUCCGACAGUCAAUAUGUUACCCUUUGUCGUUCAGAAUGUCCUUUCUGCCCCUUUAUUGGCCAGUAUAAGCGACAUCCAGAAAUGCCUGAACGAACGUGCUCUGCAGGACCAGACAGACCUCCGACAUCUGCUCCAGACGAUGAAGUCAUCCGGUCACGAUCUUAAGUUCAACGUGCUUGUGAAUGUUGUCUGGGGCAAGUUAAAGCGUGACGCUGGUGGCGAUGCUGGGAAUAGUAUUCUGACCCCUUUUCGCAUCGAGACUUCCGAAGAAUCCAUGAAUGAACCGUCAAUCGAAGAGAGAACGUCCGUCGAUGCCCUGGACUGCAACGAACUGCCGUGUCGUCGCAAUGUGAUGCUGGAGGUGGGGUAUAGCGAGGAGGAGGAUGCGCUGCUGUGGAAGAUUGACUAUACCCUGGAUAUGAUGUCGUCGCGUGAAGCAAAGGAGAUUCUGGGGGUCAUUGGAAAGGAAAUCGAGAAGGUCGUUGAAGCUCUUGCAUCGGAGUAG
Molecule: messenger RNA, 7944 nt
Organism: Aspergillus japonicus CBS 114.51
Lineage: Eukaryota; Fungi; Ascomycota; Eurotiomycetes; Eurotiales; Aspergillaceae
Product: putative nonribosomal peptide synthase
Exons: 2
Coding region: 1-7944 (2647 amino acids)
Biological process (GO): secondary metabolite biosynthetic process; amino acid activation for nonribosomal peptide biosynthetic process
Cellular component (GO): cytoplasm
Molecular function (GO): phosphopantetheine binding; catalytic activity
Source: RefSeq, a predicted model, not a curated record